This is a messenger RNA of Entamoeba dispar SAW760, 312 nucleotides long. RefSeq lists its product as uncharacterized. The record is from RefSeq and is a predicted model, not a curated record. The transcript has a single exon. Bases 1 to 312 code for a protein of 103 amino acids. NCBI's taxonomy places the organism in Eukaryota, Evosea, Mastigamoebida, Endamoebidae.
AUGUAUGAUAUUAAUGAUCCCCUCUUUGUUAUUAAUGAAUCUAUAUCCUUUAUUACACUUUAUAUUCUCUUUAUUACACUUCUAUAUCUCUUAUUAACAUUUCUAUAUCUCUUAUUAACAUUUCUAUAUCUCUUAUUAAUCUAUCCUUCUAUUUAUUUCUAUUCCCUUCUUCUUUUAUACUUAUUAUAUCUUUUCUUUUCUUCUUCCAUUCUUCUCAAAUUGAUAAUAUUUUUUAUGUUAUUUUUAACAAAUUCUAUUUAUAGUAAUGAUAUGACAUUUGGACUUUUUGAUUUUUUUAUUAACAUUUUUUGA